Ipomoea triloba (trilobed morning glory) is the source of this 534-nucleotide messenger RNA. Its product is annotated as mavicyanin-like. The record is from RefSeq and is a predicted model, not a curated record. The coding region runs from base 1 to 534 and encodes 177 amino acids. The transcript has 2 exons. Gene Ontology annotation, cellular component: plasma membrane. Lineage: Eukaryota; Viridiplantae; Streptophyta; Magnoliopsida; Solanales; Convolvulaceae. Gene Ontology annotation, molecular function: electron transfer activity.
AUGGGCGAAGUGUACGAGGUCGGCGAUGCAGAUGGUUGGACUUCCGUCGGCCAUAUCGAUUACAAAGCUUGGGCUGCCGCGAAAAGCUUUCACUCCGGCGACACCAUCGUAUUUAAGUACAACAACGAAUUCCAUAAUGUAAUGAGGGUGACCCACAAGAAUUACAACGCAUGCAACACCACCGGCGCCGUCGCCACCUACACCUCCGGCAACGAUUCCUUCGUGAUAAAGCGGCAGCGCACCCACCUCUACUUCAUCUGCGGCUUUCCCGGCCACUGCGAAGCCGGAAUGAAGAUUGACAUCAGGGUACACAACGGAAGCGACGCCCCAUCCCCACUCCCAGAUAAUCCCUCGCCGCCGCCGUCUCCGGCGAACGUGUCGCCACCUCCUGCUCCGAGUUCGCCGCCGCCGGAGGGUCCCCCGGCCCCCGCGGAACAUAAGGAAUCGGCGGCGGCGGCGUGCUCCGGGAAGGUCUGGAUGGGCAUUGUGGCCGUCGCUGCCUAUUAUUUGGCUUCGCCGCCGGUGGCUCUUUAA